AUGUCUACGGCACCGAAGCAAACGUCUGCCCAAGCCGGUUCGGCCAUUAAUGGCAUUACAUCCAUUUCUGAUUCCCUCAGAAUGGCCCAAGACCUCAAGGCUGCUAUCGAGUCUUUUGCCUCAAACGUCGGAUUUCAAACACUCUCCCACUUGGUCGAUCAAAUCCCUCAAUUGAGGGAAGAUAUCCGAGCGAAGGACAAUCAGCUCAAGGAGCUUCAUGCACUAUUGGAAAGCCAAAGGGACGACCACUCGACGGAACAGCAGAAAGUAUUGUCAAUCUAUGAAAAGAGGUAUGACAAGUAUAAGGAAGAACUUGGCACACUCCAAGGUACGAUUGCGCGGCUGCAAACCGAUAUUCAUGACAAAGAAGAGAAGCGCGCCGAAAUACAAACCACGCUAGAAGUUGUCAAGGCAAACGGUCGUAAGCUUGAAUCUAAGCAUGAAGCAAAGAUUUCUAAAUUGAAGGAGAGAGAGCAUGAAAUCACAGACCUGAAAACUCAGGUGCAGGAAUCCCAGGCAAAGGCAACCGAGUUCUCCAAGAAGCUGAGCGAAUCCCGGGAUCGGGUAGCUAAGCUGGAAGAGUCAUUAGACAAAACUAGACGUGAGCAUGAAGGCCUCAAGAAGGAGUUCGAGGGAACGGAUGGACAGCUAAAGGAAUUGCUUAACUUCUCUGCACCUCUAGAUGACAGGAACCUGCAAACUACGGCGAACGAACUGGAGAACUUGUGGCAGUCGGCAUCUUCGUUAAUAGCGAAAUUUCUCGGCAAGAACCUACCAGACCAGAUGCUCCAGAAGCAUUGGGGCAAGUUGCAUGAAAACUCUAUCUUCAAGCACGAGAUACCGCUUCCGCAAUCGAAUUCCGACAUUGCAAAGGAAAUGCGGAUCGCAACAGUCCUUGGAAACCUUGCGAGACUGGUGAACAAGCACAUAUUCCAGUCUGUGUAUCUAUUAGACGAAAGCGACGGACUCCACGACCUUCUGCGCCGCCAAGCGGUUGUUGAAAACAGGAAAGAGACUUUUGUUCGAGGCAUACUGCUCUCAAUGUUUCCUGAGGAGCAAGAGGAAGAGGCAGGAAAGAGGAUAGACUGGGUUGUCGAGGAUUUAACAAAGGAAGUCGGUAUCCGCGAUGUCCUAACUACCGAUGUUGUUGGGACGUUCGAACGGGAACUAGAAAUAUUCCUAGCGCAAGCGCAACGGGUUUGGCGGUCCGUCCAGUGCAGCAAGCAAAGACUGGAGCCGAGCUUCGAAUACAUCCCUAAACCCGACCUCCCGUGGAAGACAUUCGAAUUUCAGGUGGCAGAUUGCAAGAAAGAAGGGAAAAUCAACUCACCAGUCAACACUGACCGCUCAGAGGACGAGCUGUACACCAUAUUCCCCCGAAUAUAUUUUAUGACAGACAACGUCCAGCCAAUCACUGCCGGUACUAUCCUUAAGAAAGCUCAGCUUCGCACCGCCGCGCAGGAAGUGCAGGAAAGUGCUCCAAAUACCCCAUUUGCGCAACUAGCCUCAGCGCGCUAUCGUCCCAGGCGAAGUCGCACCAUGUCCAUGAGCGCUGAAAGUGGUCGAAGCGGACCAGUAGAGAAGCCUUUUUUAUCCGAGACGGUCGCAUCCGCCUCUUAA
Molecule: messenger RNA, 1620 nt
Organism: Mytilinidion resinicola
Lineage: Eukaryota; Fungi; Ascomycota; Dothideomycetes; Mytilinidiales; Mytilinidiaceae
Exons: 3
Coding region: 1-1620 (539 amino acids)
Source: RefSeq, a predicted model, not a curated record